Messenger RNA from Habropoda laboriosa, 1251 nucleotides. RefSeq lists its product as uncharacterized. The record is from RefSeq and is a predicted model, not a curated record. The coding region runs from base 1 to 1251 and encodes 416 amino acids. NCBI's taxonomy places the organism in Eukaryota, Metazoa, Arthropoda, Insecta, Hymenoptera, Apidae. The transcript has 5 exons.
AUGCCGAAAGCAGAUGCUUGUUCAUUUGACCAUGUGGUUGGUCGACUACCACUAGAUUGUGUGUGUUCUCUGGAAGUUCCAGUACUGGGUGUUCUUGUUGCCUUUGAGGUACUUGAUGUAUUCUCUCUUGUACUGGCAGAAUGUGUCUUAGACUUGGAUGUCGAUGUUUCAGUUACUGGCUUUGUUGGUCGUGUACCAGGACCUCUACUUUCAGUGGCAGUUGGCGUUUGUUUGCUUGACCAUGUGGUUGGUCGACUACCACUAGAUUGUGUGUGUUCUCUGGAAGUUCCAGUACUGGGUGUUCUUGUUGCCUUUGAGGUACUUGAUGUAUUCUCUCUUGUACUGGCAGAAUGUGUCUUAGACUUGGAUGUCGAUGUUUCAGUUACUGGCUUUGUUGGUCGUGUACCAGGACCUCUACUUUCAGUGGCAGUUGGCGUUUGUUUGCUUGACCAUGUGGUUGGUCGACUACCACUAGAUUGUGUGUGUUCUCUGGAAGUUCCAGUACUGGGUGUUCUUGUUGCCUUUGAGGUACUUGAUGUAUUCUCUCUUGUACUGGCAGAAUGUGUCUUAGACUUGGAAGUCGAUGUUUCAGUUACUGGCUUGGUUGGUGGUGUACCAGAACCUCUACUUUCAGUGGCAGUUGGCGUUUGUUUGCUUGACCAUGUGGUUGGUCGACUACCACUAGAUUGUGUGUGUUCUCUGGAAGUUCCAGUACUGGGUGUUCUUGUUGCCUUUGAGGUACUUGAUGUAUUCUCUCUUGUACUGGCAGAAUGUGUCUUAGACUUGGAAGUCGAUGUUUCAGUUACUGGCUUGGUUGGUGGUGUACCAGAACCUCUACUUUCAGUGGCAGUUGGCGUUUGUUUGCUUGACCAUGUGGUUGGUCGACUACCACUAGAUUGUGUGUGUUCUCUGGAAGUUCCAGUACUGGGUGUUCUUGUUGCCUUUGAGGUACUUGAUGCAUUAUUACUAGUAUUGACAACAGCCAAUUUAAUUCUGGAAUUGUAUAUUUCAGUUACUGGCUUGGUUGGUCGUGUACCAGGACCUCUACUUUCAGUGGCAGUUGGCGUUUGUUUGCUUGACCAUGUGGUUGGUCGACUACCACUAGAUUGUGUGUGUUCUCUAGAAGUUCCAGUACUGGGUGUUCUUGUUGCCUUUGAGUUACUGGCUUGGUUGGUCGUGUACCAGGACCUCUACUUUCAGUGGCAGUUGGCGUUUGUUUGCUUGACCAUGUGGUUGGUCGACUACCACUAG